Coffea eugenioides is the source of this 1890-nucleotide messenger RNA. Its product is annotated as protein ECERIFERUM 1-like. The record is from RefSeq and is a predicted model, not a curated record. Gene Ontology annotation, molecular function: iron ion binding; oxidoreductase activity. NCBI's taxonomy places the organism in Eukaryota, Viridiplantae, Streptophyta, Magnoliopsida, Gentianales, Rubiaceae. Gene Ontology annotation, biological process: lipid biosynthetic process. The transcript is spliced from 10 exons. The coding region runs from base 11 to 1885 and encodes 624 amino acids.
AGCAAAGAAAAUGGCUACAACACCAGGUCUCCUCACUGACUGGCCAUGGACGCCUCUUGGGCGUUUCAAGUACGUGGUACUGGCACCAUGGGUGGCUCAUAGCAUUUAUUCAAAUGCUACAAAAGGCGAAUGCGAGAGAGACCUCACAAACCUUCUUAUACUUCCCUUUCUUUUGUGGAGGAUGCUUCACGAUCAAAUCUGGAUUAGCAUUUCUCGUCACCGAACAGCUAAUGGCAAGAACCGGAUUGUUGACAAGACCAUUGAAUUCGAACAAGUUGACAGAGAAAGCAAUUGGGAUGACCAAAUAAUAUUAAAUGGAAUCCUAUUCUACAUCGCCAACAAUUUGUCUUCUUAUGCUUCUCGGCUGCCGUGGUGGAGGACGGAUGGUGUGAUCUUGACCUCUCUGCUUCAUAUUGGUCCUGUGGAAUUUCUGUAUUAUUGGCUUCACAGAGCACUGCACCACCAUUUUCUCUACUCUCGUUACCAUUCCCACCAUCAUUCCUCCAUCGUCACUGAGCCCAUAACAUCCGUGAUUCAUCCCUUUGGAGAGCAGAUAGCGUAUUUUUUGCUGUUUGCAAUUCCAACGUUGGCAACAGUGUAUACUGGAACUGCAUCGCUUGCGUCAACGUUCGGCUACAUCACAUACAUUGAUCUAAUGAACAACAUGGGACACUGCAACUUUGAGCUAAUUCCCAAACGACUCUUCUCCAUCUUUCCACCUCUCAAGUAUCUAAUGUAUACACCCUCAUAUCAUUCUCUGCAUCACACUCAAUUCCGAACAAAUUACUCUUUAUUCAUGCCCAUCUACGACUAUAUCUAUGGCACCAUGGACAAAUCCACCGAUUCGCUGUACGAAACUUCAUUGAAAAGAGAAGAAGAUGCCCCAGACGUGGUGCAUUUGACCCAUCUAACAACCCCACAAUCCAUAUACCAUAUUCGUCUGGGAUUUGCUUCUGUUGCCUCCAAACCUGAAGGUUCCACAUGGUACAUUUUGUUAAUGUGGCCAGUUACACUCUGGUCCGCGAUUCUUAAUUCCAUCUACGGCCGUACCUUUAUCUUAGAGAGGAACAAGUUAGAAAAGCUCAAGCUGCAGUCUUGGGCAAUACCAAGGUACAAUGUGCAGUACUUGAAGAAAUGGCAAUCCCGAGCAAUUAACGGCUUGAUUGAGAAGGCCAUACUAGAUGCUGAAGCAAAAGGCACCAAGGUGUUGAGUCUCGGCCUACUUAACCAGAGAAAGGAACUGAACAAAAAUGGAGAGUUUUACGUGCGAAGGUACCCUAAGCUGAAAUUGAGGGUGGUGGAUGGAAGUAGCUUGGCAGUUGCCAUCGUCCUUAACAGCAUUCCUAAGGGAACCAGUGAAGUCCUCGUUGUUGGCAACCUCACCAAAGUUGCUCGUUCUGUUGCGUUUGCCUUGUGCGAGAGGGGUAUUCAGAUAAACAUUUCAUCCCAAUGUGAGUACGAGAAUCUUAAGCAAUGUGUUACUUCCCAAAGCAACUUGGUAGUAAUGUCCAAGAGCGUGGCUCACAAGACUUGGUUGGUUGGAGAUGCAUUAACUGAAAAGCAGCAGCUGAAUGCACCAAAAGGGGCAUUAUUUAUUCCUUUCUCGACCUUUCCUCCGAAGAAAGUACGCAGGGACUGCUCCUAUCUGCAUACCCCCGCAAUGCUGGCUCCCGCGUCCCUCCAAAACCUUGACUCUUGCGAGAAUUGGCUGCCAAGAAGGGCACUAAGUGCAGUGCGUGCAGUUGGCAUAGUGCACGCAUUAGAAGGAUGGACUGAGCAUGAAUGUGGAGAAAACAUGUUGAGCGUUGAAAAAGUUUGGCAAGCUGCCCUGAAGCAUGGCUUUCGACCUUUGGGGUCUCCAUGCAAUUGGUUUUUCUCUUUUUAAUUAGA